CUUCUCCGACCGACCUCUCUCUCGGAGUGGAUUGUGACUGUGACUGUGACUCUGUGAGUGCCUUACUCGUCGUAUACAAUCCACAAGCCCCUUUUCUCCUCUGCACAUCCUCUCUGUCUCGCCCUCUCCACACCGAACACAACGAACAACCAAAAGCCUGAAAUGGCUCUUCAUGGCGUACCCUCUCUUGCGUCUUCUUCACUCCAUCCCUGUCCCAGAAACCACCCCCAACGGCAAUCACCACGCACUUCAGAAACGAACCUUCUAUACACCUUCAACUCCCUAUCGCAGCUCAAACAACUUCACUCUCACAUCAUCAAAACCAACGCUUCCUACUCACUUCUCUCCCUUCCCCGAGUCGCCUCUGUUUGCGCUUUCUCUCCUGCCUUUCCUUAUUACGCCCAAGAAAUCUUUGAUCGCGCAGAUGCGCCUCAAAUCAAUGUCUGGAAUUCUUGUUUGAAAGCCUUUGCGGAAGGCGAUACCCCUAUUGAUGCCAUUGCACUCUUCCGCAGAUUGAGACAGUAUGACGUCCGUCCUGAUUCUUUUACUUGCUCUUUUGUUCUCAAGGCUUGCACGCGGUUGUCGGACCUUGUUCAUGGUAGGAUUUUGCAUGGGAUUGUUGUGAAACUCGGGUUCCGGUCGAAUUUGUUUUUGCAGAACGCAACUGUGAAUAUGUACGCUUCUUGUGGCGACAUGGAGAGUGCUUGGCUUCUGUUUGAGAAAAUGCCGCAAAGAGAUGUUGUGACCUGGAAUACGAUGAUAACCCAGUUGGUUAGGCGAGGAGACUCUGGUGGGGCAUUUGGUUUGUUUUUGCGAAUGCCUCAGAGAAGUGUGAGGUCGUGGACGGCCAUGAUUGCUGGUUUUGUCCAAUGUGGGAAGCCCAAGGAUGCCGUUCGCCUUUUCUUUCAAAUGGAGGAGGCGGGUUUCGGACCAAAUGAAGUAACUGUGGUGGCUGUUCUUGCGGCCUGUGCUGAUUUGGGUGAACUGGAUCUGGGCAGGAGGAUUCAGGACUACUCGGACCAAAAUGGUUUUGGAAGAAAUGCCCGUGUUUCGAACACUCUGAUUGACAUGUACAUCAAAUGUGGAUGCUUAGAAGCUGCACGCAGAGUUUUUGAUGGCAUGCAGGAAUGGACAAUCGUGUCAUGUUCAGCAAUGAUCCAAGGCCUCGCAAUGCAUGGUCGAGCAGAGGAAGCACUGCAUCUCUUCUCUAGGAUGACUCAAUUGGGCAUCAUGCCAAAUGGAGUCACCUUCAUCGGUUUGUUGCAUGCUUGUAGCCACAUGGGGAUGGUAAAUGAGGGAAGAAGAUUUUUUGCCAGCAUGACUAAUGAUUACGGGAUAACUCCUCAAGUUGAACACUACGGUUGCAUGGUUGAUCUUUUAAGCCGAGCCGGACUUCUUCAAGAGGCCCAUGAUUUCAUCGUGAAUAUGCCUAUCAAACCGAAUGGAGUGGUGUGGGGAGCACUUCUUGGUGGAUGCAGAGUCCACAAGAACAUCGAGAUGGCUGAGGAAGCAAUGCAACAUCUCCUUGUAUUGGAUCCAGGCAACGACGGAUACUACGUCGUGCUAUCCAACAUUUUUGCAGAGGCAAAGCGGUGGGAAGAUGUAGCUAGAGUGAGGAAGCUGAUGAAAGACCGAGGGUUGAAGAAGACACCUGGGUGGAGUUCAAUCACUAUAGAUGAAGUGGUUCAUGAGUUUGUGGCUGGGGAUGAGACCCAUCCUCAAGCCAGGGAGAUAUCUGAAGGGUGGGAGCAAUUGCUGGAAGAAAUGAAGCCAAAAGGUUAUGUACCGAACACUUCAGUAGUUCUGCUGGAUAUGGGGGAGCAUGAGAAGGAAAAAGCUCUGUAUCGCCAUAGCGAGAAGUUGGCUUUGGUUUUUGGACUAAUGAAGACGCCAACUGGGACACCGAUCAGAAUCAUGAAGAACCUACGUGUUUGUGAAGAUUGUCAUAAUGCUUUCAAAUUGAUAUCGGGGAUUGUUAACCGAGAUAUUGUAGUGCGUGACCGAAACAGGUUCCACUGUUUUAAAGAUGGCUGUUGCUCUUGCAGGGAUUAUUGGUAAUAAUAUUGAUGAUCCAAGACCAUACAUAUUGAUAUAUCAAAUUGCUAUUUAUUUGUUGAAAAACCCACAUGCUUCGAAGAUUUUUAGUUGCCCUUGGAAAAAGAAGUCCCCUCCUAUUAACACAGGAACUGAAAGUGGAACAAAGGGUAAGAUGAGGUGCGUAGCCUUUCCCUCAACCACCUUAACUUCGCUCCCCUGGCUACUGAAGGUUGGGCCGAAGGCUAUAGACUGUGAUAAAGAUUUGCUGCGAUAUACAUCUUUAACUAGGUGUCGAACUCCUAAAUCAAUAAAGGGUGCUUGGGUAGAGAAAUGAAAGCUGUUUAGGGCAAGUGCCAUCAGUUCUUUGCCUUUGGGCAAUUAGUCCAGUCUUUAAUAACGUUGCACGAUUGAAGUGGGAAAGCAGGGGGGAUCGAAUUGAACUAAUAGAACCAGGUGAUGCUUGCUGAACCUGGUUGGAUUCUCCACAACCCCUUUGCGGGCUCUGUACUGUAGCAAGAAAUGAUACAUUCGGUUAAAGAAAGUCCUUAGUGUAAAUUGCUUUGAAUGGGUAAAUUAAUCAUUUGUCUUUA
Messenger RNA from Diospyros lotus (date-plum), 2627 nucleotides. Its product is annotated as pentatricopeptide repeat-containing protein At5g66520-like. The record is from RefSeq and is a predicted model, not a curated record. Bases 163 to 2058 code for a protein of 631 amino acids. Gene Ontology annotation, molecular function: protein binding; zinc ion binding; RNA binding. Gene Ontology annotation, biological process: RNA modification. The transcript has a single exon. NCBI's taxonomy places the organism in Eukaryota, Viridiplantae, Streptophyta, Magnoliopsida, Ericales, Ebenaceae.